This is a messenger RNA of Paramisgurnus dabryanus, 2572 nucleotides long. It is a transcript of the gene raraa, whose product is annotated as retinoic acid receptor, alpha a. Gene Ontology annotation, biological process: cellular response to corticotropin-releasing hormone stimulus; retinoic acid receptor signaling pathway; regulation of transcription by RNA polymerase II. The record is from RefSeq and is a predicted model, not a curated record. Gene Ontology annotation, molecular function: nuclear glucocorticoid receptor binding; RNA polymerase II cis-regulatory region sequence-specific DNA binding; zinc ion binding. Gene Ontology annotation, cellular component: transcription regulator complex; nucleus. Lineage: Eukaryota; Metazoa; Chordata; Actinopteri; Cypriniformes; Cobitidae.
AGCCUCGCACUCUCUGUUGCUCCGAGCUCGGGAACGCACGGCAGCCGCCCGGAUUAAUAUCGCACGCACACACACAAGCAGAUUACACAAGGGUCCGUGUCCCGUUUCUGUUUGCGAGAAGACAUUUUAAAAGAAACAUGGUUUGAGAUCACGGAGCAAAUCAGAAGACAUGAACCGGACAAAAUAAUCACAUCACUGAAUCGGAUCAAACUCAUCAUUGAACACUGGACAUUCAAUGGAUGCAUUCCUGUCUCGUUUAUUCAGCGUUUUAUCAAUAUAUUAACAAACCGAGCGAGUGAUUGGAGUAUUUUAUAACUGAUAUAUAAUUUGCACUUUUAAAACAAAGACUGCUUAUGUUUGUGGUGUGAAUAUAUAUAUAUUUUUGCUAAAAAAGUUGCGAUUUGACAGACGCUGUAUGGACCGAACCGGAUCAUGCACACGGGCUUCGUCUUUAGUUUGAAAUGAUUCUGUAGUUCCUGAUCUCCUCCGGGAAUAUCUGGGAGCGUCUGGGAUGGAUCAGCCUCUCUGUUGAAUGUGAAAAGUAUAGUCGUGGAUCAGAAGGUGUAUGAGGAAUUAAGUCCGAUCUGAUCAUGUACGAGAGCGUUGACGUGAACCCUUUCCUCGUGAUGGAUUACUAUAAUCAGAGCAGAGGAUGUCUGAUCCCGGACAAGAUGCCUCAUCCGUUCAGCUCUUCAAUCAGACAUCAGCACUGGAGCGGAUCCAAUCACUCUAUUGAGACGCAGAGUACGAGUUCGGAAGAGAUCGUCCCCAGUCCGCCCUCUCCACCUCCUCCUCCUCGUGUUUAUAAGCCCUGUUUUGUGUGUCAGGACAAGUCUUCAGGGUACCACUAUGGCGUCAGUGCCUGUGAAGGCUGCAAGGGUUUCUUCAGAAGAAGUAUCCAGAAGAAUAUGGUGUACACAUGCCACAGGGAGAAGAACUGCAUCAUUAACAAAGUGACGCGCAACCGAUGCCAGUACUGCCGGCUGCAAAAGUGCCUCGAAGUAGGAAUGUCUAAAGAAUCAGAACAAAGAAAUUUGGAACAACUUGAGGCAGUGAGAAAUGACAGGAACAAGAAGAAGAAGGAGGAAAAAAAGCAGGAAUGUACAGAGAGCUACACGCUGAGCCCGGACACAGAGCAGAUGAUUGAAAGGGUUAGGAAAGCCCACCAAGAGACCUUCCCAUCGCUUUGCCAACUCGGCAAAUACACCACGAGUAACAGCUCGGAGCGGCGUGUGGCUCUGGAUGUGGAUUUGUGGGAUAAGUUUAGCGAGCUCUCCACCAAGUGCAUCAUUAAGACGGUGGAGUUUGCCAAGCAGCUGCCUGGAUUCACCACCCUCACCAUUGCAGAUCAGAUCACGCUGCUGAAGGCUGCCUGCCUUGACAUACUGAUUCUGCGGAUCUGCACUCGCUACACACCCGAGCAGGACACCAUGACUUUCUCUGACGGUUUAACGCUCAACCGGACGCAGAUGCACAACGCCGGAUUCGGACCGUUAACGGACCUGGUGUUCGCCUUCGCCAAUCAGCUACUGCCUCUGGAGAUGGACGACGCUGAGACUGGAUUGCUCAGUGCUAUCUGCCUGCUGUGUGGAGAUCGUCAGGACCUGGAGCAGGCAGAUAAGGUGGAUGUACUGCAGGAACCUUUGCUAGAAGCACUGAAGAACUACGUGAGGAACAGGAGGCCACACAAACCUCACAUGUUCCCUAAGAUGCUGAUGAAGAUCACAGAUUUGAGAAGCAUCAGUGCUAAGGGAGCGGAGCGUGUGAUCACCCUAAAGAUGGAGAUUCCAGGCUCCAUGCCUCCUCUCAUUCAGGAGAUGUUGGAGAACUCUGAGGGUUUGGAGAGCUCUGCAGGUGGGGCGAGCUCACGGGCCGCAGGCGCGCCUCCGGGUAGCUGUAGCCCCUCUCUUUCCCCGAGCUCCGCCCAGAGCAGCCCACCAACACAGUCACCGUGACAAUCGGCAUCAUUAGUCACCACGGACAGAUAACCGCAUGCCCGACACGACAGCAGACGUGUGUUCAGAAGGGCACUCUCAUGUUCCCGCCCCUCUACCUGUGCUCGUCACACACUAUUAUGAGAGGCGUGUGUUCGAGGUUUUCUUCCCUCCUUCUGCAGAUUCUCUGUGGAGAGAUGAGACUGUGAUUGCAUCCCUCCUCGUUUACACUCUGUUACAAAGUCCCUUCGGAUGAAGGCAGGAAUGCCGCUGGAGGAGCGAAGAUUGCGUUGGACAGAACGUGCAAGAAAUAAUGAACAAACGUAUAGAAGCAAAUGCAGGAUAAGACUUCUGUUCUGAUUGUUAUGGUCUGGACUUCUGUUUCCAAUCAGUGACUGAUUUCCUACAACUGAAAUAUAUAUAAAUAUAUAUAGAGAGAAAACAUGGAAUGAUUGUGACUGAACUGAAUGAAAUAUGGACUUACUCUUUGUUUCUCUUUAUGCUAAUGAAAGGGAAAAUAGAAGAGUAACUUUGUUUAGACUGAUGAUGUUUUUCACCGAGAAAAAACAUUGAAAAGAAUAUUGAUUUACACUCAUAAAACGUGCACAGAAGAUAUAAAAAUGGUUGCAAAAAUCAGC